AUGCAAAUCUUCAAUAUAGUUUGCGUGGAUACCGAGAGCCAAUUCUCGGACAAAUUUCCGAAUGAUCCCAUGUUCACCCAGCUCGAGAAACUUAGUCGCACCUUUUCUGGAGUCGUCCUUCAUGACGAUUAUGGCAUCGACGCAAGUUAUAAAACCCUCAUCGCAGAUGUAUCACACCUGGGGGCUUGUCUAUUAGUCGGUGUAAUCAUUCGUCUUCGGGAUUCCAGCUACUGCCGAGAACAGAACAGUGGGCAUGGGAAUCCUGUCAUCAAUCUAUGCAAGAUCCGGCAGGUUGUUUCUUCUGUUUUGGAAUUGUACAAGUUGCCUGCACUGUUGCGCAUUCCGCGGGCUGGCGAGGAUGUCUCACUUUCUGUUUCGGCGAAGGUUCUGAAACCCCAGCUGCGUGAAAUGUACUUCAAGUUAUCUGGUUUCCGGCCUAAGGAUUACAAUGUUCCCGGUGUAAAAUUCUGGGAGAAAAGUGUUGAUUUCAAUUAUAUAAGCAAUACGGGAGGUUUUGUUAAAUCGUAA
Molecule: messenger RNA, 528 nt
Organism: Penicillium soppii
Lineage: Eukaryota; Fungi; Ascomycota; Eurotiomycetes; Eurotiales; Aspergillaceae
Product: AMP-binding enzyme
Exons: 1
Coding region: 1-528 (175 amino acids)
Source: RefSeq, a predicted model, not a curated record